This is a messenger RNA of Brassica napus (rape), 1536 nucleotides long. RefSeq lists its product as uncharacterized. Lineage: Eukaryota; Viridiplantae; Streptophyta; Magnoliopsida; Brassicales; Brassicaceae. Bases 1 to 1536 code for a protein of 511 amino acids. The transcript is spliced from 4 exons. The record is from RefSeq and is a predicted model, not a curated record.
AUGGAGGAUUACUCAGAAGAAGAGGCUGAAGAAUACAACACGUCUGAGGUAGAUUGGGGAGAAGAAGCUGACCAGGAUUGUUGGGACGAUGGAGAUGACCACACUGAAGGUCAAUGGUGCGCAGACUCUGUUCCAGAGUAUGUCCCAAACGAUGAACAAGAAUACCCAGAGGUGGAACCAGAAUCAAUGGACCGGUAUUCAACUUGCUAUGGUCCCAAAUCCCAACUCAUCUAUGAGGAUAGUUCUGAAGGGAAAUAUUAUUCUCAAGCGUGUCCUAGAAGAGAAAAGACCACCGUGGCUGCACCAUCAAGAUCUUAUCAUGGGAGUCUAUCAAGACAUGCUCACAGCAAGCCAUGGAACUACAAUGGAGAUCAGUUUUAUCAGAAUCGCUUGGCUGCACCAUCUAUACAUUUUUCUGGUCAUAAGCAAGGACCAAGUGCAUAUCUAAGGUGGGAGGACGACAUGGAGCAAUGGUUUAUAGCUUGGAGAAUUCCAGAGAAGCUAAAGCUAACUUAUGCGAAGGAUACCUUAACCGGAGAGGCAUACAAUUGGUGGAGUCAGCUAGAUGCUGAUAGGAUCUAUUUCAAUGAUCCGGCUUUUACUUGGAAAGAGGUUAAGAUGCUCAUGUAUGGUGAGUUUGUGAAGAAGGCAAAAUACAUUCAGAAGGUGUCAAGGCAAGGGCCAUCUAGCAAAGGAGUGUCCCACAAAACAGUUGUGAAGUCAGUACUAUCUGAAGCAAAAGAAACAAACUUGGAGAAUGUUGAUGAAGGUCUAGGUAAUGAGGAGACACGUACAGAAGCUAAACAACAAGAGAAUAAUGAGCAAUCUACCCUAGAGACCUCUACACCAGCUGAUCAUGCUUUAGAGGUAGUAAAUACCAAAGCUGAAUCAAUGCAAGAUAACCAGGACAAACCUUUUGAAGAGGGAGGGAAUGAUGAGGACCUAAAGUCAGUAGCUGGACCACCAACUCAUGAGAUCAACCAUACAAGCUACAUUGGAGCCAGCAGCGACAUAGGUGCACUCAAAGAAGGAUAUCUUUGCAACCAUAAGGAAUUUAACCGUGAAACCAGUUUCUAUAGAUUCUCAACUCAACCAGAGCACGCAGCGAAUUGGUUUCAUACCAAAAAGAGUAAUGGUUUAGGAGAUAUGCCAGUUACAAGUCAGACUAUCUACACUACAUCCGAAUUGGUUCUAAUUAAGGAAAGUAAUUCUUUGCUUAAGGAGUGUGCAACUCAAACUCACGUGUGGAAACCAGGAGAUUAUUCAUUACAUCUAAGAGCAGUGGGAGAGUUUCUACCAUGCACCAGCAGCCACAUGAUCAAGAUGAAUCCCUUAUUUCUCAACUUACCUUACAUGGAUGCAUUCACACUUGGAGUUAUUGAAGACCAACGGCUCUUUCCCCCUUCUCUCAGGCACGACUUAGAGACUAUCCAGACAUCAAAGGCGAUCCCAAGGAUGCAUUUAUUUCUGCCCAAACUCACAAGAUACAAGGAGAGAAGAAACUUCCAUACAUGGACAGAUUCUGCACCAACUUAG